AAUCAGGAAGUCAUCUUUAUGAUUUAGACGAGACUAAACGAUAUGAAAGAUAGUUGGGUGUGUGAUUUGAUUUUCAGCCUUGACGGUGACCAAAAUAAACAUCCUGGACAAUCUUUUCGAUCUAUAACAUCCUGGCCCAAACUAUACAUCAAAAUAACUAAAUUGGCCAAACACGACGUUUGACCGUUAACUUGGACGGUCAAACGUGUUGACUAACGGUCAACGCGCCACAUCAUCCCCAGUCAGCACAGAACACUUAAAUAAUUGAUUUUUUUUCCACCUAUUACCAUUUAUAUAUGUUAUUGUUUUUUCUUUUCUUUUUAUAUUUAUUUUUAACUUAAUUAGAAUAAUGAGAUUCUGUGUCUUUUUUUAAAUUUUCAACAUUUUUUAUGCUGACUGCGCGAUGAUGUGCCCGUUGAUCGUUAGUCAGCACGUUUGAACGUCCAAGUUAACGGUCAAACGUCGUGUUUGGCCAAUUUAGUUAUUUUGAUGUAUAGUUUGGUGUAGUUAUAAAUCGAAAAGAUUGACGAGUAUAUUUAUUUUGGUCAAAGUUCAGACCAUACAAAUAUAUUAACUCUUAAAAUAGAAAAAGAAGUUGCAAAAAGGCGCGCCAAAACCGACGAAAGGCCUUACCGAUAUCACUUCCCAGCGCCAGAAGCACAGAACCCAGGUUCCGCAUCCAACUCUUCCACUUCUCCUCGCCGUCGCCAUGGGCAAGCAAAAGCAGCUAGUCAUGUCCCGCUUCUUUGCUCCCAAACCCAAAACCCCCGACGAUCCUUCUCCGCCGCCUCCGACCACUUCUCCCUCCCCGAAAAUCGCCGCCACCGUCUCUUUCUCCCCCGCCAAGCGCAAACUCCUCUCCAACCAACUCACCACCGCUUCCAAAAAACCCAAACUGUCCCCGCACACCCACAAUCCAAUCCCUUCGCUCCACCAGAAGUUUCUCGACAAGCUCCUCGAACCCACUCCAAUCGAGACCCCGCAACCCUCGCCGUCGAUCCAGGCUUCGAAGAAAUACACUCCGCUGGAGCAGCAAGUGGUGGGCCUGAAAAAGAAGUACCCCGACGUUCUAUUGAUGGUCGAAGUCGGUUACAAGUACAGAUUCUUCGGGGAAGACGCGGGGAUUGCGGCCAGGGUGUUGGGGAUUUAUGCUCAUAUCGAUCACAACUUUCUGACGGCAAGCAUACCAACUGUUCGACUAAAUGUCCAUGUGAGGAGACUGGUGAAGGCAGGGUACAAGGUUGGGGUGGUUAAACAGACCGAGACCGCCGCGAUUAAGGCGCAUGGGGAGAACAGAGCCGGCCCGUUUUGUAGAGGGUUAUCGGCGCUUUACACGAAAGCUACGCUGGAGGCGGCGGAGGAUAUGGGUGGUGGGGUGGAGGAUGGCUGUGGCGGAGAGAAUAAUUACUUGUGUUGCGUUGUGGAGAAGAAUUUGUUAGUGGAGGAGAAUAAGGAUUGUGGUAAGAUUGAGACUAGGUUUGACGUGAAGAUUGGGAUGGUAGCUGUUGAAAUUUCAACUGGGGAUGUUGUGUAUGGAGUGUUCGAUGAUGGGAUUAUGAGGAGUGGAUUGGAGGCUCUGGUUCUGAGCUUGGCCCCUGCUGAGUUGCUUCUUGGGGAGCCUCUCUCGAAGCCGACAGAGAAGUUAUUGUUAUCAUAUGCGGGGCCUGCUUCAAAUGUUCGAGUUGAGCAUGUCUCACGUGAUUGCUUUAGCGAGGGUGGUGCACUUGCUGAGGUGAUGUCGCUAUAUGAAUAUCUGGGUGAAGACAAGCUGGUGGAUGAUGGGAAGCGAAUGGCAGAGAUGUCUGGGCGGGAAAAGCACCACCCGGCAAUUGAGGGAAUCAUGAACAUGCCUGAUUUGGCUGUACAAGCACUGGCCUUGACUAUUCGUCAUCUAAAACAGUUUGGGUUUGAAAGAAUCUUGUGCAAUGAAGCUUCAUUUAGACCUGUCUCAAGCAAUAUAGAGAUGGACCUUUCAGCCAAUACGCUUCAACAGCUAGAGAUUUUGACGAAUAACUCAGAUGGAUCUGAGACUGGAUCCCUGCUUCAUGUACUGAGCAACACUCUUACCAUAUAUGGUUCAAGGCUUCUUAGACACUGGGUGACUCAUCCUCUAUGUGACAGAAACUUGAUCCAUGCUCGUCUUGAUGCUGUUUCUGAAAUCUUGGGUUCUAUGAGUUCCUGUAAAGCUUCUCGAACGGUUGGUGAGCAUGAUGAGGAAGGUUACCAAACGGCAACUGUGCAUCAUGACUUGUACUUUUUGCUUUCUUCUGUCUUGACAACUUUGGGAAGAUUGCCUGAUAUUCAGCGUGGGAUAACGAGAAUUUUCCAUCGAACUGCUACCCCCAAAGAGUUUGUUGCAGUUAUUGAAGGCAUAUUAUAUGCUGGGAAACAACUUCAGCGAUUCCACAUUGAGGACCAAAGCACUGUUACGGAUGUGAGAAGAUCUGUACAGUCUGUUCUACUGAGAACAUUGAUUUCAACUGCAUCCUCAUCCAGUGUGGUUCAUACGGCUGCAAAACUAUUGUCUUCCGUAAGCAAAGAAGCAGCAGAGCAAGGGGAUCUACUGAAUUUGGUUAUCAUCCGUGAUGGACAGUUUCCAGAGGUUGCAACAGCCCGCAAAGCCAUUCAAUUGGCAGAGGAAAAUUUGGAUUCUCUUAUGCAUUUGUAUCGUAAGCAGCUACGCAAUCGUAAUUUGGAAUUUACUAGUGUAUCUGGCGUUACUCAUUUGAUAGAGUUGCCCUUAGAUGUGAAGGUGCCCUUGGAUUGGGUAAAGGUAAACAGUACCAAAAAAACAGUCCGUUAUCAUCCUCCUGAAGUAUUGAGUGCAUUAGACCAGUUUCAAGUUGCUAAGGAGGAGCUGAUGAUAAUUUGCCAAGCUACCUGGGACAGCUUCCUAAGGGGCUUUGGUAAAUACUAUUUAGAAUUCCAAGCCGCUAUUCAAGCACUUGCUGCUUUGGAUUGCUUACACUCACUUGCCACUCUUUCAAAAGCUAAGAAUUAUGUCCGUCCAACCUUUGUGGAUGACAGUGAACCUGCCCAGAUAGAUAUCUGCUCUGGUCGUCACCCGGUUUUGGAGAUCAUAUUGCAUGAUACUUUCGUUCCAAAUGAUACUAAGUUGAAUGCUGAUGGAGAAUAUUGCCAAAUUGUGACUGGUCCGAACAUGGGUGGGAAGAGUUGUUACAUACGCCAAGUUGCUCUCAUUUCUAUCAUGGCCCAGGUUGGUUCAUUUGUACCAGCAUCAUCUUGCAAAUUGCAUGUGCUGGAUGGUAUCUACACUAGAAUGGGGGCUUCAGAUAGUAUUCAACAGGGUCGAAGUACUUUCCUAGAAGAGCUUAACGAGGCUUCAAAUAUACUCCACAAGUGUACACACCAUUCACUGGUCAUAAUCGAUGAGCUCGGAAGGGGGACAAGCACACAUGACGGGGAAGCCAUUGCAUAUGCUACUUUACACCACCUUCUGGAGCAGAAAAAGUGCAUGGUUCUUUUCGUAACCCACUACCCAAAAAUAUCUGAGAUUAAAGCAAGAUUUCCAGGCUCUGUGGGGGCAUACCAUGUGUCAUAUCUUACCUCAAAGAAAACUGUGGAUGAUGCUACCAACUCGAGCUCUGGUGCUGGUGAUGAUGUAACUUACCUAUAUAAGCUGGUCCCUGGCAUUUGUGAGAGAAGUUUUGGGUUCAAGGUUGCUGAGCUCGCUCAGUUACCAUCCUCGUGUAUAAGACGGGCCACUUUGAUGGCUGCCAGGCUGGAAGCUGCUGAAAGUGGCAAACUAGGAGAUGAUAAAGAACGAAUGCGGUUCAUUGAUCACCAAGACGCAGAUCAAAUUUCAGAAUCUACACAAACAAUGGGCGAUGAAUUCGGGGAAUUGUUGAUGGACAUCAACUCUGCGUUUGCGGGUACACUGGAUUGUGAUGGUCCAAGAUUUUAUGAGCGUAUAUUGAAUGCCAGAGAAAGAGCAAGGGAAUUAUUGACGAAGUUUCCCCCUUCGGGUUCUCAUUCGUAAAGGAAGAAGCCUCUCUGGGCAUUUAGCAUUUUGGCCUCGAGGCAUCUGCAUGUCACUAAAAGCUCUUGUAUGCAUUAUGUACAGUUAUCAUAAUCUAUAGCUGUUGAUUCACUUAUUUUCACUGGGAGAUUUGAGUACAUUAUAACUUUACCAUUGCAAUUACGUGAAUGUCAAUCCUUAAUGCUAAGCUACGAACAAUCUAAGGUCUCUGCCUUCUUCUCAAAUGCUCCUGUGCACCAUUGUACUGUCAUUACUAUGAAGAGGCGAAAUCGACAUGGCAUUGUUCGCUGAAUCUGUUUCGUCAUGCAGAGCGUCAAUCGACCAUGCCCUUUCUGUGAUUCUGUUUGCUCUUGCAUUUUGCUGAUUUUGUUUCUUCGCCGGACUCCUUGGAUGCAAACCUUCUGACUGGUGCUGGUGGCUAUUAACGAGCACGACAUAUGCUAUUGUUGUCACACAAUUAAAAUUCAACUUAACCCGUUUUAGUUUUAGCAUCCUUUGUAGCAUUGUAUUGGUUUCAUGAUUAGUACCGAUUGAACCAAUGUAACUUUUUGAGCUUCGAUUCAACCGGCCGAUAUGCUACCGACAAUCCGGCAUGACAACCAUGGUUAUUGCCCAUGUCUUUCUUUUCACUUGGUACAGGGGGCAACAAAAUUGGUAGUAGAUGAAGUGAAAGGAGUAGUAGCCAAUGAAUUGGUCUAACGGAGAAACAAAGUUUGGGUGCCCACUUGAUGCCAACUUGCAGAAUUAUUUGAGUCCGACAACAAAUAGCAAUAUGGCACCAAAUAAAGAGGUUGCCCAAUCGGGACGAUUGCCAUUUGAAGGCGGCUGCUGUGCUUCUUCGGCCAAAGGAUCACAAAAGAGUAUAGCCAAUCCUGACAGUUUCAACUUGCAUUUCCACUAAGUAAAUAUCUUCAAGAGAUCAAUGGAGUGAACUCACAUACCAACGCGAUGUGUAAUUUGAUCCGGUGGUAUCCACGGCAAAACUACAAUUGAGAAUUAGAAGGUCGAUUUGAAUUUUACGAUAUUUUUAAUUCAUCGUUUUCGACAAAAAAUCUAAAUUGUGUAGAAACUACUAUCUAACGAUCAAAUCAUACUUAAUUGUGUAUAAACUUGAUAAAUAGACAUCAUUUUAUGAUUUUUAUCUAACAAAAAAAAAAGAGUAAUUCUGCGGUAAUUACAUCAACUCCUUCAAACAAAGAUUUGAAAGACGU
Linum trigynum is the source of this 5211-nucleotide messenger RNA. The record is from the annotation of a GenBank genome assembly. NCBI's taxonomy places the organism in Eukaryota, Viridiplantae, Streptophyta, Magnoliopsida, Malpighiales, Linaceae.